CCGCGGUCUGGGGGUGGUUUAAACUUCAGUUUAACACGAAUCGGAGGAUUUCGUGGUCUUGGGGUAGUUUAAACUUCAGUUUAACACGAAUCGGAGGAUCCGGACCUAGCUUUGUCAAAUUGUUUACAUUUUUACAAUAUUAUGAAUGGUUUCGGUAGAAUGAUUGCAAGAUUUGCAAUUUAUUUUUGAUAAACUCGACGUUAAUGAUUAAGGAAGUAUUAACAUUGUGGACAUGCCGAGAAAAUAAAAAGUUAUUAGUUGUAGAGCAAAUCUUAAUAAAUUCAUUGUAGUUCUAUCAAAAAUAUAACCGUUUUUGAAAUUUUUGUCAUUAAAGUCCCUUGCCAACUCCUAGCAAUUUUUUCCAUUUCCUUCCAAGUUACCUUAUCGUUUAUUUUGGCUUCGAAUGUUUCUUUAUAUUUCUUCACCAUGUUGACAAAAAGCACCACUUUAUAAAAAUAACAUGAUUUUUUGGGUUUUUCUUUAAUUUGUAUUUUUAAAACUUUCUUGGGUAAUUUAACUCUAAAACAAAUCUCGGAAAAUAUUUAGUUAUAUUUCUCUUUGUUGCUUAACUGUGACCUGUAAAAUAAAUAAAUCUUGUUUAUUCUUGGUUUAAACUAAAGUUCAACCCUUAGCUUAGUUUAAUCUCCAGUUCAACUCUAGGUUAUGUUGCAGCUUAUUCUUUCGCUUCAUUGCAAUAUUUAUAUCGUGUUCUGAUGACCAUUUUUGUUUGACCAUAAUAAACUCUAUGAUCCACAAUCAAGUUGACGUUAACACUUGUUAAUUUAAUUUCCUGCCGCGCCGGUUUUCAGUGGCGUCACGGAAUCCAUAGAUGUGUGGACUCUCUUCUACCUAAACGAAUCUGUGAUUUGCAAGCUCUUUAUGUAAGGUUAUGUUGUUGAAUUUUGUUUUGAUUUGGAUUAAUUUCGUUUUAUCUUGGUAAUCUCAGUUUGUAUAAUCGAUAAAAUAUUUUUUGUGAAGUGUUACGUAAAGUUAAGUAAUAAGUAUAAAAAUGGGCAGAAGGGUAACAGUUGCGGCCUCAACUUUAAAUCAAUGGGCAUUAGAUUUCGAAGGAAAUCUCGAUCGUAUUUUACAAUCUAUUUUAGAGGCUAAAGAACUAGGAGCGACAUUUAGAACAGGACCAGAAUUAGAAAUAAGUGGAUACAGUUGUGAGGACCAUUUCUAUGAAAGUGAUACGUUUCUUCAUUCGUGGGAAGUAUUACAUGAACUUUUAAACGCACCAUUGUGCAAAGACAUUCUCAUUGAUGUCGGUAUGCCAAUAAUGCAUAAAAACGUUUCUUAUAACUGUAGAGUUAUAUUUUUAAAUAAAAAAAUUUUGCUUAUCAAGCCCAAAAAAAUUCUCUGUGAUAGUGGAAAUUAUAGAGAAAGUAGAUGGUUCGCCAGCUGGAAGAAGACCAGAUGUACGGAAGAUUUCUAUCUUCCCAGAAUGAUUACAAAUAUUACGGGUCAACGAAUUGUACCAAUUGGUGAUGCAGUAAUUUCCACAUUGGACACUUGUAUAGGUUUUGAAAUAUGUGAAGAACUAUGGUGUUCUAGUAGUUCUCACAUUCCCAUGUCUCUUGAUGGUGUUGAAAUAAUAUGUAACGGUUCUGGUAGCCACACUGAAUUGAGGAAAGGUUAUGUGAUAGCGGAUCUGGUUAAAAGCGCUACUAUGAAAUGCGGGGGUUGUUACAUUUAUAGCAAUUUGAGAGGAUGUGAUGGACAGAGAGUUUAUUUCGAGGGUGUAUCAUGCAUUUCACUCAAUGGGAAGUUAUUGAGUAGAGCGAAACAAUUCUCACUUAGCGAAGUUGAAGUUAUUGCUUCUACUAUAGACCUAGAAGAUAUUAGAUCGUAUAGGAACAAUCAAAGAUCUAAUGCUAAUUUAGCUUCUUCUAGCUCUAGUUAUCCUAGAAUAGUCGUAGAUUAUUCUCUAUCAUCGGAAUACGAUGUUAUACUUCCAAUUGCACAACCGAUUGUUUGGAAUUUUCUUCAACCGGAAGAGGAAAUUGCUCAGGGACCUGCGUGUUGGUUAUGGGAUUAUCUCAGGAGAUCUGGACAAGGUGGUUUCUUUUUGCCAUUAAGCGGUGGUGUCGAUUCUUCCAGUUCUGCCGUGAUCGUUUAUUCCAUGUGUAAUCUUAUAAUGGAAGCUAUUCAUCAAGGAGGAGAUCAAAAAGUAUUAUCAGACUUACGACGAAUAUUGGCAAGUCCUGAAUAUACCCCUGAAAAUGCGCAAGAAUUAUGCAAUAAACUAUUAGUUACUUGUUACAUGGGAAGUGAAAAUUCAUCUAAAGAAACAAAGAUAAGAGCUGAUACUUUGGCGACAUCUAUAGGAAGUUAUCAUAUGAGUAUUACAAUAGAUAGAGCCGUUUCAUCUUGCAUAGAGAUAUUUACUCAUGUAACUAACAUGAUCCCAAAGUUUUCUGUAAACGGUGGUUGCCCGAGACAAAAUCUCGCAUUGCAAAACAUCCAAGCCAGAAUUCGCAUGGUACUUUCUUAUCUGUUCGCUCAAUUGAUGCUUUGGACGAGAGGGCGACCUGGAGGACUUCUGGUUUUAGGUAGUGCUAAUGUUGACGAAUCUCUUAGAGGUUAUAUGACGAAAUACGAUUGCUCCAGUGCUGAUAUCAACCCCAUAGGUGGUAUUUCAAAAACGGAUUUGAAGCGAUUUAUGAAUUACGCCAAAAGCGAAUUCAAACUUCCGAUUUUGAAAGAAAUCAUUAAUGCCCCACCUACUGCCGAAUUGGAGCCUUUGAAACAAGGUACUAUUACUCAAACUGACGAACAAGAUAUGGGUAUGACUUACGAAGAAUUGAGCCAAUAUGGUAGAUUGAGGAAAAUCGAAAGUUGCGGACCUUAUUCUAUGUAUUGUAAAUUAAUUCACACUUGGUCUGAAAAGCAUACUCCUAAACAAGUAGCAGAGAAAGUUAAACAUUUUUUUAGGUGUUAUGCGAUAAAUAGACAUAAGAUGACAGUAAUCACACCAUCUUAUCACGCUGAAUCCUACAGCCCGGAAGAUAACAGAUUUGAUUUACGACCAUUUUUAUACAGGGCGAAUUGGUCAUGGCAGUUUCGCGCCAUCGAUAAACACGUCGAAUACACCAAUAACAUUAAGAGGGCGAACUCCUCCGAGUCUUCUAAUAGUUUAAAAUCCAAAAAAAGUAACGAUGCUUUCGGUAAAAUUCGAACCGGAGUUACUGUUUAAACAGUUAAAUUAAGUUUUAAUUUUAUCUAUCCACAGUUUUUUUCACCUAUAUUGCCUCCACGUGCCUCUAUUACAUAUUUCAUAAGACAUAUCAUGAUCUUUUAGAGCCAUAUUGUCGUCACAACAUAUCACCUGGUGAUCAGUCACCAGAUGUCAUGACUGCCACCAGUAUAACGAAAAUUACCCCAAUCACUAGGAUCUGAUAAGCAAAUUGCUUCACGGUUAUGAGUAAAGAGAUUAAAUCUCUGUGGUUCGUCAUGGCUUAAAAACGCCUGGACGGGAUGAUCUGUGCUUCAAGUCGAGAGUCUCUCUCUCUUGGGGAGCUUCUCCUACGACAGAAGUGCAAUUAUAGAGAAAAAUUCGGGGGAAGGAUUAGCAGUGAAACUUCGAUCCUACCUAAUAUGAUAAAACAAAAGAUAUAACAUCGAAAAAAGUCAAGCUUAUAUGAUGCCGAGACACCGAUGUUACCAAGUUCAUUUCCAGGAACGUUUUUGUUUCUGCAUAUGUGGCUCCAUCUUAUUUUCGUCCGGCUUCACUUUCACGUCCCUAAUAUAACAGUCAGAUCGUCCUAAUACUCAACGAACAUCUUUUACAUGUUGUCGUACGCUCAGUACCAUUGUUGCCAUUUCAAUUGUCAUGUUCGACGUAAUACAACACUUGCUGUAACUUGAUUCAUAAAACGUAGAUAAGGAAAAGAAAAAAUGUUGUGUGCGCAUCCUUUCGUUAGCGAAAGGAUUUUAGAAGGUGGCUUUGUUAACCUUAUAUUCUAACUUAGGGGAAUUACAUAAUUAGAAGAAGAUUUAAGCUUAUCCGAUGGAAUCACUUCACUGUGGAAAGACUUUAUUUUAAUUGUAAAUAAAAAUAACAAUAAACAAUAUAAUUUAAAA
Diorhabda carinulata is the source of this 4083-nucleotide messenger RNA. Its product is annotated as glutamine-dependent NAD(+) synthetase. The record is from RefSeq and is a predicted model, not a curated record. Gene Ontology annotation, molecular function: glutaminase activity; ATP binding; NAD+ synthase (glutamine-hydrolyzing) activity. Bases 1010 to 3196 code for a protein of 728 amino acids. Gene Ontology annotation, biological process: NAD+ biosynthetic process. Lineage: Eukaryota; Metazoa; Arthropoda; Insecta; Coleoptera; Chrysomelidae. The transcript is spliced from 11 exons. Gene Ontology annotation, cellular component: cytoplasm.